GAGAGCGGCGCCGCCGCCGCCAUGCCCGGCUCCCUGCAGGUGCCCUCCCUGGAGGAGCUCGACGUGCAGGAGGUGAAAGUCAGCUCGGCCGUGCUGAAGGCCGCGGCCCACCACUACGGCGCGCAGUGCGACCGCCCCAACAAGGAGUUCAUGCUGUGCCGCUGGGAGGAGAAGGACCCGCGGAAGUGCCUGCGGGAGGGCCGCCAGGUCAACCAGUGCGCCCUCGACUUCUUCAGGAAGAUUAAGACGCACUGUGCGGAGCCAUUUACUGAGUACUGGACGUGCAUUGACUAUACCAACUUGCAGGAGCUCCGUCGAUGCCGAAAGCAGCAGGCAGUAUUUGAUAACUGUGUGCUGGAGAAGUUGGGUUGGGUGAGACCUGAUCUGGGAAUGCUCUCUAAGGUAACUUCAUACCUUUUUGAUUCAGUAGCCAGAUUGUUCUCUCCCUUCUUACAGACAUUUUCUCCAGACCAGGUCUCAAACUCUUCUCCUGGCCAGAAGGUAAUUCGUGAACUUGAUGCUGGAAGCUUGUGGACUUUACUAGAAGUCAAGACUCUGUCAAUGUUCUCCAGCCUUGGGAGUGUAUACAUUCGUUUCCCAGAAGACUUGCACUUUUCUUAGACUUACUUUUUUUUGCUUUUCCUAGCCCAGAGACCUUUCCUUUAGGAGUAAAGCUCACAAACAUGUAGAACUACUCUGUAGUUAUGAGUGAAAUGCCCCUCCCUGCCCUUUUUUUAGAAGUACUCUGGAGACAGGGGCUCUCAUCAGAUCAACAAUGUGUCCUUAGCGUCGUUUGGUACUUGUUGGUAGUUCUUCCUUUAAGUUCUGACUCAGUCUAGCUUUUUCUAUUAAAUGCUGUGAGAACUCAUAUCAUUUCUUCUUUUUUCU
Gavia stellata (red-throated loon) is the source of this 888-nucleotide messenger RNA. RefSeq names its product NADH:ubiquinone oxidoreductase subunit A8 (gene NDUFA8). The transcript has 3 exons. NCBI's taxonomy places the organism in Eukaryota, Metazoa, Chordata, Aves, Gaviiformes, Gaviidae. Bases 22 to 621 code for a protein of 199 amino acids. The record is from RefSeq and is a predicted model, not a curated record. Gene Ontology annotation, biological process: mitochondrial electron transport, NADH to ubiquinone.